AUGCCUACUUUUGGAAUCAUAUAUAAAACAACCAUUAGUAGAUCAACUGCGUGCAGAUGGCUAAAAUUACUUGGAUGGAAAUACCAAACUCAUUCAAAAAAAAUCUAUUUUGACGGUCACGAACCCUCAUACGAAGGUGUAGAAUUAAACUGUAUCUCACCAGAACUUUAUCCCAAAAUAGUUCCUGUCACCCAAAACGAAACCACUCUUUAUUCAAAUGAUGGUGUGAAGAAGUAUUGGAGCCCAUGGAAUGAAUAUAGCCUACGGAAAAAAUCACUG
Molecule: messenger RNA, 279 nt
Organism: Dentiscutata erythropus
Lineage: Eukaryota; Fungi; Glomeromycota; Glomeromycetes; Diversisporales; Gigasporaceae
Source: the annotation of a GenBank genome assembly